CUCGCGUCCCCAAUUGGCUAUUAUAUAUCGGCGUUCUACCAACGAUAAUGAUGGACGUGUAUAUAUUGGCAGACACGAACGGUUUCUCGCCCUCACUGAUUCAAACGGGAGCAUAUGCAAUAGAUCCCAUUAUGAAUUUGUAGCAUCAAUGACGAAUACCCGCAGCCAUGUGUGGUGGCACAGGAUUCCAGGCCGCCUACACAACAGAGAUGCAACGAAUGAAGUGCUGGUUGAUGCAGAAUCAUUCUCGUGGGCGGUGGUCAACUGCAUAGCUGAGGGGUAGAUGUUGCAAAAUGACACGAUGAUGGAGCUCAAAGCCAAUAUGGCGAAGUUUUCCGUGGAGAUGGCAUGUGCGACCGACUCAAACCAAAAGUUUAUAGAUGGAGCGAUCCUCCCCCCUUUCGCACCAUUCCAUUUCUCAUACUCGACUUCAAGAACAGAAGAAUAAUUACAAUCCAUACAUAUUCUAUAACUAACCUAUACACUUUUACAUUUCUACCUAACACAAUGUCCGCCUCAGAUAUCAUCUUUAACACCGCCAUCGCGGCCGUGAACAACAACGACCACCUCCGCGUCUACACCCAAGACACCAACGGUGGCAUCCGCGAGUCCCUCUACGAGGGCAAAUGGCAAAAUGGCAACGCCGGCAACACCAUCGUGACAGCCAAGCUCGGCAGCCCCAUCGCCGCGACCUCCAAGGAGCUCAAGGAGAUCCGCGUCUACACCCUCUCCACAGACAAUAUACUCACUGAGACAGCCUACUCCGCCGGCCGCGGCUGGUACACCGGCGACCUCGGCGCCAAAAAGUUCGUCGUCGCGCCCUACUCCAAGAUCGCAGCCACCUUCCUUGCAACGGGAUCCUCCCUCCAGCUGCGUGUCUACGCCCAGCUCCCCGACAACACCAUCCAAGAAUACGGCUACGAUAGCGCCUCCACUGGCUGGGUAAAGCAAACCAACCUCGGCAGCGCCGUCGCCGGCUCCUCCAUCGCCACAACAUCCUUCAACAUCUCCAGCCUCAGCAUCCGGUACCCUACCCCCCCAACAACAGUCUCCAAGCUAUACCUGAGCCGCAACUAACACCCCUUAGCACAUACAUCCAAACCCCCUCCCUGUCCCUCGCCGAACACGCCUACGACACCCCCAAAGGGUGGUACACCGGCGCCU
Molecule: messenger RNA, 1164 nt
Organism: Pseudogymnoascus verrucosus
Lineage: Eukaryota; Fungi; Ascomycota; Leotiomycetes; Thelebolales; Thelebolaceae
Exons: 4
Coding region: 349-1077 (242 amino acids)
Source: RefSeq, a predicted model, not a curated record